Arabidopsis lyrata subsp. lyrata is the source of this 1598-nucleotide messenger RNA. RefSeq names its product heat stress transcription factor B-1. Gene Ontology annotation, molecular function: RNA polymerase II cis-regulatory region sequence-specific DNA binding; DNA-binding transcription factor activity. Lineage: Eukaryota; Viridiplantae; Streptophyta; Magnoliopsida; Brassicales; Brassicaceae. Gene Ontology annotation, cellular component: nucleus. Bases 395 to 1243 code for a protein of 282 amino acids. The transcript has 2 exons. Gene Ontology annotation, biological process: regulation of transcription by RNA polymerase II. The record is from RefSeq and is a predicted model, not a curated record.
AUAGAGACCCUUCGAAAUAACACUUAACUAGUUUAUAUAUUUUUAACUUGUUUGCUGCACACAAAAGAAAAAAGAAAAAAAAAAAGGUUGAUAUAUUUACUUAUAAUCACACGGAUUAGCUCCGGCGAAUUAUGGUCGUCGUCUUCAUCUUCUUCCUCCAUCAUCAGAUUUUUCCUUAAAUGGAAGAAACCAAACGAAACUCCGAUCUUCUCCGUUCUCGUGUUUUUCUCUCUGGCUUUUAUUGCUGGGAUUGGGAAUUUCUCACCGCUCUCUUGCUCUUUAGUUGCUAAAUCUUUUUCUCCGAUUUUCAAAUUUCCAAUCUUUCUUCUUCUUCUUCUUCUCUUUUGUGUUUAGAUUAUUUUUAGUUUUAAGAAAAUAAAAAAGAUCGCCGGAGAUGACGGCGGUGACGGCGGCGCAAAGAUCUGUACCAGCGCCGUUUUUAAGCAAAACGUAUCAGCUAGUGGAUGAUCAUAGCACAGACGACGUCGUUUCAUGGAACGAAGAAGGAACAGCUUUUGUGGUGUGGAAAACAGCAGAGUUUGCUAAAGAUCUUCUUCCUCAAUACUUCAAGCAUAACAAUUUCUCAAGCUUCAUUCGUCAGCUCAACACUUACGGAUUUCGGAAAACUGUACCGGAUAAAUGGGAAUUUGCGAACGAUUAUUUCCGGAGAGGCGGAGAGGAUCUGUUGUCGGAGAUACGGCGGCGUAAAUCGGUGAUUGCCUCAACGGCGGGGAAAUGUGUAGUUGUUGGUUCGCCGUCUGAGUCGAAUUCUGGUGGUGAUGAUCACGGUUCAAGCUCCACGUCAUCACCCGGUUCGUCGAAGAAUCCUGGUUCAGUUGAAAACAUGGUUGCUGAUUUAUCAGGAGAGAACGAGAAGCUGAAACGUGAAAAUAAUAACUUGAGCUCGGAGCUCGCGGCGGCGAAGAAGCAGCGUGAUGAGCUAGUGACGUUCUUGACGGAUCAUCUGAAAGUAAGACCGGAGCAAAUCGAUCAGAUGAUUAAAGGAGGGAAAUUCAAACCGGUUGAAUCGGACGAAGAGAGUGAAUGCGAAGGUUGCGGCGGCGGAGGAGCAGAGGAGGGGGUAGGUGAAGGAUUGAAAUUGUUUGGGGUGUGGUUGAAAGGAGAGAGAAAAAAGAGGGACCGGGAUGAAAAACAUUAUUUGGUGGGUGGGUCCGGUAUGACGGAAUUAAAGAACGUGGACUUUCACGCGCCGUUGUGGAAAAGCAGCAAAGUUUGCAACUAAAAAAGAGUAGAAGACUGUUCAAACUUCAAACUAGCGUGUGACACGUCAUCGACGACGACGAAAAAAAGAUUUUAAAACUGUUUUUCCGUAAGGGAAAUAAGUUAUUAUUUUUAUAUUUUAAAAGUGAAGAAGGUCCAGAAGGAUCAACGCAAAUAUUAAGGGAUUUUAUGUAUUAAAAUUAAUUAGUGUAUUACAAAAAUAAGACAGAUGUUGAAGUUUAGUAAAUUGUUGGGUUCUUUUUGCUUAAUUUUAUUUCUUCCCAAUGUAAAAGCAUGGGAUUAGAUAUGGUCUAUAAGCUCCAUGUGUACUUUGUUGAAACUUGAAAAAGAGAAAGAAAAUGAAGAAUUUUUUUACU